CAGCACCAGGCGUCCGAGGCCUUCGCUCUUUCAGUUUACGUUUACCAGCACGAAGCAUACGCUCGCGCUCGCAGUUCUUCUUGUAGUCAAACUGUAAUUGCCGGCGAAGUGGUUCAUCUGCGGGUGAACAAGCGAAGGCAAUCCAAGUACGACUUUACCUUGCUCCCAAGAUGGGUGUGAAGCCGAAAAAAUCCUCUUCCAGUUCGUCCGCGCCACCGCCGGCCGACACGGUGCCCGACGAAAUGGCCGACGAAAACGAAAUCGCGGUGGGAAUCGAUCUGGGUACCACCUACUCCUGCGUGGCGGUGCAAAGGGAGAUGGGCAUCGAGGUGCUGGCCAACGACCAGGGGAACCGCACCACCCCCUCCUACGUCUCCUUCGACGACACGCAACGGUUGGUCGGCGACGCGGCGUGGAACCAAGCGGCCAGAAAUCCGGUCAACACGGUGUUCGACGCAAAACGGCUGAUCGGCCGGAAAUUCCGGGACGACGAGGUGCAAAAAGAUCGGGAACUGUGGCCUUUCAAAGUCGUGGAGGGGAGCAAGGGAAACCCGAAGAUAUCCGUGACGUUGAAGGGGGAACGGAAGGAUUUUGACCCGGAAGAAAUCUCUGCGAUGGUGCUGACGAAAAUGAAAGAAACCGCGGAGGCGAUUUUGAACCGCAAAGUGACGAAAGCGGUCGUCACAGUGCCUGCAUAUUUCAACGACGCGCAGCGGCAGAGCACGAAAGACGCCGGGAAGAUCGCGGGUCUGGAGGUCUUGCGCAUUUUGAACGAACCGACCGCCGCGGCGAUUGCGUACGGAAUGAAUUCGGCAGCGGAACGAGGAAGUAUUGAGUAGUAAUAAGCAGAAGCUGCUAUCUCUGUUGUAAUGCAGAUUGUAGUGCAUGGGCUACGCUAGCAAACUGCUUCCGUUUUUGCACUGCGUACUUUCGCAGUUUUGUGUGGCAAACUUCGUUGAUGUGAAACAAGUCAAACUGAAGUAAAAAUCAACAGGUUCGGAGCGCAACAUCCUGGUUUACGAUCUGGGUGGCGGUACUUUUGACGUUUCCGUCCUUCAACUGGAAGAGAACGUCUUCGAAGUGAAGGCCACGGCCGGGGACACGCACUUGGGCGGCGAGGAUUUCGAUUCACUGCUCGUGGACCACUGCGUGAAGGAAUUUGAGCGAAAAAACCCGGGCGUCAUCGAGAAAACAAAUCGGAAGGAGCAGGAGUCCAAGCCGCAAGCCAGUUUUUUCGCCGAUUUCGGGGGCCUGUUUGGCGGCACGAACGACGACGAGACGCGGGAGCGGACGGACGGCAGGUACCGAGUGGACAAAAUCUCCGAAGAGGACCUUUUGAAACGCAUGAACAGCAGAGCCUUGAGACGCUUACGGACGCAGUGCGAACGGGCGAAGAGAACUUUAUCCGCGUCCACGCAGGCGACCAUUGAAGUGGACAGCUUAUACGGGGGCAUCGACUUUACGUUGCAGCUCAGUCGCGCGUUUUUCGAAAAACUGUGCACAAAACAUUUUCAGCAGACGCUGUCGUGCGUGGAGGAUUGCUUGCGGGAAAGUGGGGUCCGGAAACAAGACAUCCACGAUUUGGUUUUGGUUGGUGGAAGCACAAGAAUUCCGAAAAUCAAGCAAAUGCUGGAUGAAUACUUCGGUUUCCAAUCCAACAUGGUCGGAUCCCCGAACGGGAAGGGGAACGACGGGGAGGCUGGAGGGUAAGCGUUUAUUUCCUGUACAACGAUUCAGAAAGAGCAACCGGUCCUUACAGUACUAGCAUCUUCACAUGCUUUGCAUUUUGCUUUUUCGACAAAAAAAACACAAAACCCAAAAACAGCCGUCGUGUGAACAGCAUCAACCCCGACGAAGCAGUGGCCUACGGCGCUGCGGUUCAAGCAGCAAUUUUGACGAAGGCGCAUUCCGGCCCAGACGUCUUGCUCUUGGACGUGAGCCCGAUCUCCUUGGGGAUACAAACCGCCGGCGGCGCCAUGACGGUGGUGAUACCGAGAAAUACGACAGUGCCGGUCAGGAAAACAAGGGGCGGCUUCUCAACGGCUGCCGAUAACCAGAGGCAAGUGCUCGUGCAGGUAGAUGGAUGCUUUCGGAGAACAAGUUUGCUUUGCACAACUGCAUGCGAGGCAAUAUCACAUCAAUUGCGGAAUUCUAAUCUGGCAAAACAAUCCCUAGGUCUUCGAAGGCGAACGGGCACUGACAAAAGACUGCAAUUUGCUCGGGAAGUUCCAGCUCACCGAUAUUGCACCUGCGCCUAGAGCCGUGCCGAAAAUCGAGGUCAUGUUCGACAUUGACAAAGACGGCAUUUUGACGGUGCAAGCGGAGGAACAGGGUCAGGGCAGCGAGAACCGACGGGCGAUUCAGAUUUCGAACGACACUGGGAGGCUCACGAAGGAAGAGAUCGAACAGCACAUGCAGGAUGCGGCAAGGUAAUGCUAAAAUGGUAGAUUUUGCAAAGCACAUGCAGCACGACCAUGGGCCCCGGGUUGCAACGAGUCUUCCACUGAAUCUGAUGCAUGAUUUUGAUUACUUGCGCGUCAUCAACGUGACACAUUCAUCCUCAUUGGUGAAAUUGAGAAUGGUAUGAUGAAGCCCCGUCGUCCACAAAAAAAACCCACAGGUACAAUGCCCAGGACCGGGAAGUGAAAGGGAUCCUCGCCGCACGAAACUCGCUGGAAAAUUACUGCUACUCCGCGAAGUCGACCCUCGAGUCUGACCAAUUUUCCAAAUUGAUCUCCCGGUCGGAACGGAAGAAAGCCAUCCAGGCGAUCACGAAGACGCUAGAGUGGUUGGAGAAGAACCCCAACGCCGAUUUGCCGGCUUUGGAGAAGAUUCGGAACGGCUUGGAAACCUUGAUCGCCCCACUGUUGAAAAAGCAAUACACCAGUGUUGUCCCCGGAGGCGAUGGCGGUGGGGCUGGCGGGAAGGGGGGAAGCGGCAAAAAAGGCGGGUGCUUUGGGUGCAUGCGUGGGUAGAAUUUGUGGCAGAGCAGGAAGCGAAGGACAAUGGGACGAACUCCAUUCGCCUCGUCCUCUGCUGCACGAAUUUAUUCAGUUUUUGAAUGGACGAAGUGUGGUGCGUAAGGAACAACUUAAGUACAACCUGUACUCAUGUGUAAGAUGUUGAUAACUUCUAAGUUUCGGUAGACUCCAAACAAUUCCAAGAUGCUUUUACUAUCAUACUGAGCAAGCUUUAGCUUUAUUCUGCGUGUAAAAUCGCACUCUGAGUUGCUACACAUAAGUUUUUGGUUUAUGCCAUAUGUACGAAUGACACUGCUUCGUUGCGAUCAGCACGCGCUUCAACUUGUACUUCUUCGGUUGUAUGAAGGCAACAUUACUAAGAUGAAGAUCACACUGUAUUGACUUCCGCAU
Messenger RNA from Amoebophrya sp. A120, 3371 nucleotides. The record is from the annotation of a GenBank genome assembly. NCBI's taxonomy places the organism in Eukaryota, Dinophyceae, Syndiniales, Amoebophryaceae.